ACAUUUAGCUGCACUGUGUGAGUGCGUGUUCUGGACUGAAUGACGCUGAGCGCUGGCUGGCAGUCGCUGGUAGAAGACGGUGAAAGUGAAAGAAGGACUCCAUAACUGUGGAAAGCACCAGAGCAGGCAGUCCCCACACCGGAGCAGAAGGGAGUCCCCACACCGACAGUCAUCACAGGAGGGAGAAAGAGCUCCGGGUCUGAGGCAGCAGCAGUUCAGCAGACACAGCCAUGGCUAACAUCGCGGUCCAGAGGAUCAGGCGGGAGUUCAAAGAAGUUCUCAAAAGCGAGGAGACAAGUAAAAACCAGAUAAGAGUAGAACUGGUGGAUGAAAACUUCACAGAGCUGAGGGGGGAGAUAGCAGGUCCUCCAGAUACACCAUAUGAAGGUGGCAGAUUUCAGCUUGAAAUUAAAAUCCCAGAAACGUAUCCUUUCAACCCACCAAAGGUGCGUUUCAUCACUAAGAUCUGGCACCCUAACAUCAGUUCUGUGACAGGAGCAAUCUGUCUGGACAUUUUAAAAGACCAGUGGGCAGCAGCUAUGACCCUGAGGACGGUGCUGUUAUCUCUACAGGCUCUCCUUGCUGCAGCAGAACCAGAUGAUCCCCAGGAUGCAGUUGUAGCAAACCAGUACAAGCAGAAUGCAGAAAUGUAUAAACAGACAGCGAGGCAGUGGUCUCACGUCUUUGCAGGCGCGCCUGUCUCCACUCCAGACUACAACCGCAAAAUAGAUAAACUCUGUUCCAUGGGCUUUGAAAAGAAUGCAGUAGUAGCAGCCUUGUCUUCAAAAUCCUGGGAUGUGGAAACGGCGACAGAGCUGCUCCUUAACAACUAAAACGUAGCCAGGUGUGAGGAUCCCCAACUCCCAUUGUCAUAACAUCAGCUCCCCCCCAGCAUCCAUUCCACCAUUGCCUUGUGUUACACAGACGACCCCCCCCCCCCCCCCAUUCACCACAGCAGUCUGAGCCUUCUUUAUAACAAGUCGGUUUGCUACGAACUCAACACCACAAUCUCCAAUAUGCACACCACCCUGCCUGUUCAUUACCGUCUACUCUUCCACUAACUCAACACCUUUACUUGUAAUAGACCACCAAACACCUUCGAUCAUGCAUCUUGUAUUCCAUGCCCAUUAUUUACAUCGGAUCUGAAACUUUCUUUCCCACAUAUCUUUGUACCUGAAUAUUGCAAACAAUCAAAUAACUGCCAUUGCUGGAGGAGUUUAAACAAUGUCAACAAAGUCCUGCAUACUGCUCUCAGAGUACGUCAGCAUUCCCUCUCCAGCAAAUGGUUGACCCUGGUCUUGCUGUAUUAAAUUGACUGGACUGGGUAGUGUUCUGCAAAGAGCAAUAGAAUGGAUUUUUCCUGAGCAGUUUCUCAGAUGCUUUAAUUACCUGCAGUUUUUUUUCCAAUCUGUAGAUGUAGGUAAGAUCACACAAACAUCUGCACAGAAGUUAUCUGUAAAUAGAUGCGUGUACAUUUGAAAAUACAAUGGGAUAUACUUUUUCUUUUCUUACAUGGCAUUGUAGAACAAAUUAUUUUAAAUAUAAACUAUGCCUAGUUUACAACUAUACGGAGAGAUAUGUUUAUAUGCUUUGUGAUUUACGAGAAAGCCCUCUGAAUGGCCCGUUUCUUUUCUUUUUACUAAGAUUGUUGUUUAGGGAUGACGCAACAUCCUGGUCCUAGUGGGACAGGAGCUGAGAGCCCGCUCAGGCCCCUGGAGGUCAUAACAUGCCAUCUUUUCUUCUUUGCAUGCUCUCUGCUGCCUUUUAUUUUAUUUGGCCAAGCGAUGUGGUGAUGGGGGGGUGUCUGUUCAUUUCAACAUAACUUUGUAAUCUGAAGAGAGACAGCUGGAAGCUCUCCCAGUGGUAUCCGUAGGGAACCAGUCUUUUCUGUUGAGUGUUGGUGGAAAAUCUUCUGAACAGAUUUGCACGGCACCAGCAGAAAAUAGUGAUUCUGAAUUUCAUCAAUUGUUUUGAGUUUGCAAUGCCGUGUUUGUUGAUUUCAGAGGAAUCACUUUCAGCCACGUAUCAAGGACCUGCUCACCCUCAGUCCUGCUGAUGUAGAACAUUUUAGAGAGGGUUAUCGCUCGCCACCAGACAUGCUUUGCUACUCAGCCAAAUAAAAUGUUCAUGGAAGUUGUGUUAUGAGUAAUAAAAUAGGCUGGCACUCUGAAGCACAUAGCAGGCCUGCAGUGUUUUCAGACAUUUUAGAUUUGAGGUACAAGGACUAUGAAGAAAUGCUCAGCAUAAAGGGAAGUGGGGUGUCAAUGAAUCCUCACAUGGCUUCUUUUAAAAAUAGGAAAUAUCUUUUGCUCUACCAACGCAGUGGCAUAUUACAGUACUUUUAUUCUCCAGUGAAUUCCCCGCCAGACAGAGCCAGAAGAAACACGGUUCAGAGGUAGAGGAGCGCACCAUUUCUGUUCAUUGUAAAUAGCCCAGUUCUUAAGAGCUGUGUCACGACUCACGAGUGCACCAUUGAUGGCUGGAUCUAUAUUUUGUAAGAAAAAAGGAAGGACAAAAAAUAGGAAUGAAGCCCCCUCCCUGGUUUUUCUCACUAUGUACUAUAUUGCACGAUGAAGCAUUAGAUAAGGGGCUGUUUGCAUCUCAGUUUCUCCAUUUGGAUUGAGACUUAUUUUCCUCUUGUUUCCUUGAAAGUGAGCAUCAGCAGUAUCAAAAGCAUGGUUAUUUAUUGUGACAGUGUCAUGUUUCUUUGAUUAAAAAAAAAAAGUGGAAAAUCUA
This is a messenger RNA of Gymnodraco acuticeps, 2736 nucleotides long. It is a transcript of the gene ube2kb, whose product is annotated as ubiquitin-conjugating enzyme E2Kb (UBC1 homolog, yeast). The record is from RefSeq and is a predicted model, not a curated record. Bases 231 to 833 code for a protein of 200 amino acids. The transcript is spliced from 7 exons. Gene Ontology annotation, molecular function: protein binding. NCBI's taxonomy places the organism in Eukaryota, Metazoa, Chordata, Actinopteri, Perciformes, Bathydraconidae.